Messenger RNA from Westerdykella ornata, 387 nucleotides. RefSeq lists its product as uncharacterized. The transcript has 2 exons. Bases 1 to 387 code for a protein of 128 amino acids. Gene Ontology annotation, biological process: protein stabilization; negative regulation of apoptotic process. The record is from RefSeq and is a predicted model, not a curated record. NCBI's taxonomy places the organism in Eukaryota, Fungi, Ascomycota, Dothideomycetes, Pleosporales, Sporormiaceae.
AUGGCAGAAUCACCCCAACCCCCGACCAUCCACGAAGGCGCCUCCGGCCCGCACGCACCCACCUCGACAGCCGAAGACCGCAAAGCCGCUGCCGCCCUGUCCUCGCUCGACGCCCCGGACGACGAUUCCGCGGCAGGCAAGAAGGACGUCGACCCGAAAGCGCUCGGCGAGGCGAUGAAGAACCUGUCUGUUACGGAGAACAGUAAGGCGGGUCCCGAGAAGGCGGGUCCGGAGAAGAAGAACAAGACGAUUAGGAUUGAGCCUGCUGAUGUUACACUGCUUGUUUCCCAACUCGACAUCUCAAAGGCAAAGGCAACCGAGCUGCUGCGGUCCGUCGAUGGCGAUACCGUAAAGGCGAUGACAGCAUUCAUAACCGCGACGAUUUAA